This is a messenger RNA of Vicia villosa (hairy vetch), 2686 nucleotides long. RefSeq names its product ARM REPEAT PROTEIN INTERACTING WITH ABF2-like. The record is from RefSeq and is a predicted model, not a curated record. The transcript is spliced from 19 exons. Lineage: Eukaryota; Viridiplantae; Streptophyta; Magnoliopsida; Fabales; Fabaceae. Gene Ontology annotation, molecular function: protein binding. The coding region runs from base 15 to 2285 and encodes 756 amino acids.
GGUUUUCCGUUUACAUGUGCGCCCUGCCCGAAAUACCCCUCCCAUCUGUCAUCCAUUCAAAUCCAAAUUUCCAUUUCUCGCCAUUUCCUAUCUCUUCUCUCUCUUUCCUUUCCGUUAACCAGAGCGCCAACAACACAUACUGUGAAAACCCGCCUCUUCUUCUCUCAUCCAUGGAGUUUCAGAGACGCCAAAGUCACUGCCUCUCCGAGAGGAAGGGGCAAAAACGGAAGCUAGACGAAGAAUCACAGGACGAGCCACAGAUCUCGGCGACGCCGCCCACCGCCGACGAGCGUGCGGCAGUUUUAACUGAAGUGGAGAAUCAGGUCAACAUCCUCGAGUCGAGUUUCACGUGGAAGGAGUCCGACAGAGCAGCGGCGAAGCGUGCCACUCAUGCGCUCGCUGAUCUCGCGAAGAAUGAGGAAGUGGUGAAUGUUAUUGUGGAAGGAGGUGCUAUUCCGGCUUUGGUUAAGCAUCUUCAGGCGCCGCCUGUGGAGGAUUGCGAUCAGAAGGUGUUGCCGUUUGAACAUGAAGUUGAGAAAGGAAGUGCUUUCGCUCUAGGACUUCUUGCGGUCAAGCCAGAACAUCAGCAGCUCAUUGUUGACAGUGGUGCCUUAACUCACCUUGUUGAUCUUUUGAAGAGGCAUAACAAUGGCUUAACUUCUCGUGCCAUUAAUAGUCUCAUUCGUAGGGCUGCAGAUGCUGUUACUAAUCUUGCACACGAGAAUAGCAACAUUAAAACCCGCGUCAGGAUGGAAGGUGGAAUUCCUCCACUUAUUCAUUUGCUUGAGUCUGCCGACACAAAGGUGCAAAGAGCUGCUGCUGGUGCACUGAGAACCCUAGCUUUUAAAAAUGAUGAAAAUAAGAAUCAGAUUGUUGAAUGCAAUGCUCUUCCGACUCUGAUUCUAAUGUUGCGUUCUGAAGAUGCUGCUAUUCAUUAUGAAGCGGUUGGUGUGAUUGGAAAUCUAGUUCACUCUUCUCCUAAUAUAAAGAAAGAGGUUCUUUUUGCUGGUGCUCUACAACCAGUUAUUGGAUUACUUGGCUCCUGCUGCUCUGAGAGUCAGAGGGAAGCGGCAUUGUUACUUGGACAGUUCGCAGCAACUGAUUCAGACUGCAAGGUUCACAUUGUACAGAGAGGUGCUGUCCGACCUUUGAUAGAGAUGCUUUCGUCUUCUGAUGUACAACUCAGAGAAAUGUCUGCCUUUGCAUUAGGGAGAUUGGCCCAGGACACACAUAACCAAGCUGGUAUUGCACACAGUGGUGGCUUAGUGCCACUGCUCAAGCUUCUUGACUCAAAAAAUGGGUCUUUGCAACAUAAUGCUGCUUUUGCUCUUUAUGGCCUUGCAGAGAAUGAGGAUAAUGUAUCUGAUUUCAUAAGGGUAGGUGGUGUUCAAAGACUACAGGAAGGAGAGUUUAUUGUUCAAGCAACUAAAGAUUGUGUUUCCAAGACAUUGAAAAGAUUAGAGGAGAAGAUUCACGGUCGUGUGCUGAGCCAUCUGUUAUAUCUCAUGCGAGUUUCAGAAAGAGGUUUUCAAAGGCGAAUUGCUUUAGUUCUUGCGCAUCUAUGUUCUGCAGAUGAUCAAAGAAGAAUUUUUAUUGAACACCAUGGUCUUGAAUUGCUUAUCGGGCUCCUUUGCUCAUCUAGCACCAAGCAGCAGCUUGAUAGUGCCGUGGCAUUAUGCAAGUUGGCCAAUAAAGCUUCAACUCUGUCUCCUGUAGACGCUGCUCCUCCUUCUCCAACACCACAGGUCUACUUAGGAGAGAAGUUUGUAAACAAUGCUACGCUGUCCGAUGUUACAUUUUUGGUUGAAGGCAAACGUUUUUAUGCUCAUAGAAUUUGUCUACUUGCAUCUUCAGAUGCGUUUCGUGCAAUGUUUGAUGGUGGUUAUAGGGAGAAGGAUGCAAGAGACAUAGAGAUCCCAAAUAUUAGAUGGGAGGUUUUUGAGUUGAUGAUGAGAUUUAUAUAUACUGGAUCAGUUGAUGUCACUCCAGAUAUUGCUCAAGACCUUCUUCGAGCAGCUGAUCAAUAUCUUUUAGAAGGACUAAAGAGACUCUGUGAGUACACAAUUGCACAGGAUAUAUUACUAGAGAACGUGUCGAAUAUGUAUGAACUUUCAGAAGCCUUCAAUGCAAUAUCAUUGAGGCAUGCAUGCAUUCUUUUUAUCUUGAAGCACUUUGAUAAGUUGAGCGCAAGGCCAGGGCACUCUCUUUUGAUUCAGCGUACAAUUCCAGAGAUCCGCAAUUACUUUGUUAACGCUCUUACAAAUGCCAACUCCCAUAGACAGUAAUGUGCAGCCAUUCUAUUCUUGACCUCUAACCAAUUGUGAUGUACAGAAUGUAGAUGUUGUUGCUUGUGUUGAACCAGGAAGAGGGUCUCUCCUUUAUGGUAAAUAGGUUGAUUAAAAGAAAUAUCUUUCUUUUUUAUCCUUUUCUUUGAUGUGGUGUAAACCUCUUCCUCUCCCUAGCACAUCAUAGAUACAGCAAAUAGCCUCCACGAACGUUGUUUUUUCUUAUGCAAUAUUGUGAGGGUUCUAUUUCUCAUAUGAUUUGUACAUUCAGGGAAUUAGGAAUAUUGAGUUUUAUGGUGAUAGAUGUAAAAUAUUGUUUCCCCAAUGUACAUAUCACAAUUAGAUACCAAAAAUUAAACUGCUGGGUGAUUUAUGCCAGACCGUUAAAUCCUGUUACCUAA